Messenger RNA from Notothenia coriiceps (black rockcod), 1168 nucleotides. Its product is annotated as tripartite motif-containing protein 47-like. NCBI's taxonomy places the organism in Eukaryota, Metazoa, Chordata, Actinopteri, Perciformes, Nototheniidae. The coding region runs from base 9 to 821 and encodes 270 amino acids. The record is from RefSeq and is a predicted model, not a curated record. The transcript is spliced from 3 exons. Gene Ontology annotation, molecular function: zinc ion binding.
CCUGUUGCAUGCUUACGAACACACACAUGCAGAGUGUGAUGUCCGAGCCUCCUCGGUGCUGCAUCUGUCUGGAUGAGUUCAGCAGGCCCGCCUCCCUCCCCUGUGGACACUGCUUCUGCCUGGGCUGUAUAGGGGAAUACUGGAGGAUCAGCAAGGCCUGUCAGUGUCCCCUUUGCAAGGCCUUUUUCCCCAGCAGGCCACAGCUCAAAACAGACCAAACACUGCAUGCUGGUGCCUUGAAUAAAGAGGGAGAUUUGCCAUUAAAAGCUGGAGAGGUUCUGUGUGAUUUCUGCCCAGUGAAACACAGAGCAGUCAAGUCCUGCGUGAAGUGCCUGGCCUCGUACUGUGCCGCUCAUCUGGAGCCGCACUACCGGAGUGAAGAGCUUGGGCGCCAUCUUCUGAUCAGUGUGGUGAAGAACCUGGAGGACUCUGUCUGCAGGCUCCAUGGGAAGCAGUUGAACAGGUUCUGUAGGAGUGAUCGAACAUGCAUCUGCUCCAUGUGCGCCCACACAGAACACAGGGGCCAUCACAUCCUUUCUAUCAGCAAGGAAGCUACAAAGAAGAAGGUCAAACUAAAGUGGAGAAGGAUGAAACUUCAGCAAGCGAUUGAAGAGACACUGAGUAAAGUUGAGGAGGUUCAAGCGUUAGACCUCGGUGGAGGAAAUCCAAAAGAGGCAUGGGCACAAAAUAAACAGCUAAUCAAACAACUAGAGGAAGAAAUCUCGGAGCUGCAGAGCAGAAACACGGAGAUAGAGCAGCUCUCACAGAUUGAAGAUGACCUCCACUUCCUGCAGUCAUUUCUACUCACUGCUUGGUCUUGAUGAAUGGACGAACAUGUGGACGAUUCACCUUAAAGACCACAUGAACAAAGUUAUUUUUUAUUUAUUUUCUAUAAUUUAUUGAUUAUCUACAGCAGCAUAUAUUGUGGGACCAUGUGUUUGCUUAAUAGGAUUGUUUUCACUCUCCGGUUGAGGGUUGGAUUAGAGGAUCAAUACCACCCCCGCAUUUGACCGUAAAAUAUAAUGCUAAAGUCUGUUAGCGUAUUUUAGCAUAAAGACUAUCAAGCUGUACAAAUAAUCUACAUAGGGGAGAGUGAGGUAAGUUGAGCCAUUUUUAAGUAUGCUGUCCUCUAAGCAAGGAGAAAUGACACAUAGUAAAAAUGAAAACA